AUGCAUGAUAAAUUCACUUUUGAUUCAAUUGAAAAACCAGCAACUUUUUUAAUACCCAACUUAACAACAAAACAAAAAGGUAAGAAAGCCGCAACCAUGAUGAAUGAAGUCUCAGCUCUAUCUUUGAACCUCAUGGAUAGGACAUCUAGCACUAUCUAUGUCAGUAAUAUACGACACACUACACCCGUUUCCUCUAUUUCCACAAUCUUUUCAAAAGGAUUUGCUUUCAUCGAGUUUGAGAACAAAUCUCACGCAUUCACCGCCUUUGAUGAAUUGUCAAAACAAGAAAUCCUUCUCGAUGGUAGAAUUCUUAAACUUGAAUGGGCAAGAGCUACCAAAUUAUAUAAAGAGGAUAUUCAAAGUUUAAGUAAUGAAUCAAAAGAAAAGAUCAUGGAAAUCAUUCGUUUGAUUCCAAAUAUGCAAAGAAUAAACGAAAGGGAACCCCCAACAACAACAACAACAAAAGAACGACAGGCAUGUAUAAUGGAAACAGCCCAAAUCGGUCAAACCUAUGAUAGCAAGCUGGUUGUCAAUGGUACAAUGAUACCAAACUCUCAUCUCAGCUCGAACAACUACAUUGGUAGCGGAAACCUCAAUUCGAACAACUCUCCUUCCAACAACAUAAUUAACGGCGCAGUUGGAAUGAAGUCUUUUAACGACACGCCAUUAAACGUCACUAAUGGAAAUUCCAUAUCCACCUCCAAUCCACCCAAUUCAAAUAAUAAUAACAAUACAAACAACCAACCAAACAACAGCAACGGCAAUAACAACAACAACAAUAAUAAUAAUAAUAACAACAAUAGUAACAACAGUAUAACUAACAAUCCAAACACUUCACCUUCGCAACACCUCAACUCUGUAAAUGAUAAUGAAAACAACACCAACAACAUCUUCACCUCUUAUUUUGGAUCAAAUAUGAACAACAAUUUUGAUUUCAAUCUCCAAUCCACCAUAAACAGUAUAGCUAAUAUCGAUUUACGCGCCAACGAAGUCAACCUGGUAAAACCAAACCCCUACAACGUACCGAUAAACGUCCACUCUUCGACCAACUCUUAUCCAAAUUCAUUCUUGAAUGAAGAUUUCAAUCCUGAUACCCAAUCAUACAACAAUUUUACAUCAAACAUCCUCUCAAAUCCCUCCAACUAUCACUACUUUAACAAUCAGGACCCUGUAUAUGUCAAUAAUCCAACCAACUCUUCUUUCUCUCAUUUUUCAAACAAUUUCACCUCCAACUUUGGAGGAUUCAACUCUUAUUUCAACUCGAACUUCAACUAA
Molecule: messenger RNA, 1275 nt
Organism: Heterostelium album PN500
Lineage: Eukaryota; Evosea; Eumycetozoa; Acytosteliales; Acytosteliaceae
Exons: 7
Coding region: 1-1275 (424 amino acids)
Molecular function (GO): RNA binding
Source: RefSeq, a predicted model, not a curated record